Messenger RNA from Chelonoidis abingdonii (Abingdon island giant tortoise), 3623 nucleotides. It is a transcript of the gene NIBAN1, whose product is annotated as niban apoptosis regulator 1. Lineage: Eukaryota; Metazoa; Chordata; Testudines; Testudinidae. The record is from RefSeq and is a predicted model, not a curated record.
CCCCCCUGAUCCGAAGCGGCUAGCCCGGCUGAGCGGCUCUUGCGAACAGGCGCGUAGCUUUCCGACGCCAGCCGCCUCUCCUGCAGACCGGCCCCGGGAGCGCUCGGAGCCGCUCUUGCCCUCCCACAGUCCGUGUUCGGCGCUGUAGCCCCUGCCCGCGCCAUGGGCGGCUCUGCCUCCAGCCAGCUGGACGAGAGCAAAUGCAGCUACAUCCGAGGGAAAACCGAGGCUGUAAUCAAAAACUUCAGCCCACACUACCAACGCCAGUAUGCUGUUGCUUUUUGUGAGCACAUCCAAAAUGAACUGGAACAGCAUCGAAACUUCCAGUCUCAAUUCCUGAAAACGAAGCCCCCUGUGGAAUCUGGGAUGAUCUUGUACGAAGCAGAGUUGUUGCAUUUUGCUGAAGAUCUGAAGAAAUGGAAGGAGAGAUAUAUUGUGAUCAGAAACGACUAUGCAGUGCAGAGCUUUGAGAGCAAAGAGGCCUACCAGAAGGGGGUCAGCCCUAAAUAUCGUAUUCUUCCUGCAGGAGGCAAAGUACUGACCUCAGAAGAAGAUUACAAUUUGCUGUCUGAUAAGCAUUUUCCAGACCCAGUUGCUUCUAAUGAGAAGGAAAAUGCCCAGGCAUUUGUUCUCCUGCCAAAAGAGUUUCCAGUUUACCUGUGGCAGCCCUACCUCAGACACAGUUACUACUGUUUCGAGGAUCCAGAAGCUCAGAAACAAUUUAGUGCAGUGCUGAAUGACUGUGUCAGACACUUAAACCAAGAUUUUCUCAAGCAGACCACCUUUGAUGCGCAGGCAUUUUUAGAAGCCGUCCAGUUCUUCCGUCAGGAGAAAGGCCACUAUGGGUCUUGGGAAAUGAUAACUGGCAAUGAAAUUCAGAUCUUGAGCAACCUUGUGAUGGAGGAGCUCCUGCCUAACCUUCAGACUAUGCUCCUGCCUAAAAUGAAAGGAAAGAGGAACGAUAGGAAGAGGGUUUGGUUUGCAAUUGUAGAAGAAACAUACAAUCUGGUCCAGGAGCAGGUUUCAGAAGGAUUAAACACCUUGAAGGAAGAAUGUAAAGAUCUUACAAAGAAUCUAGAAGGAACCAUUCGUUCAGACAUGGAUCAGAUUUUGAACUCAAAGAACUAUUUAGCUGGAAAAAUCAAAGCAACAGUCUCUGAGCCUGCUGAGAAGUGCUGCAUGGAGAAUAUCCAGCCAUUUUUGCCUUCUAUAUUGGAAGAGCUCAUGGGCCCAGUGAGCUCUGGAUUCAGUGAAAUCCGUUUGCUCUUUGAAAAAGAAGUUAAUGAGAUCAGCCAGGACUUCCAGAAGACAAAUGAUGCCACAAAGCUGAAGGAAAAUUUGGAGCAGCUGAUGAACCUGCCAUUCAACUCUGUGAAAAUGGAACCUUGCUAUCUGAAAGUCAAUCUCCUCCAGGAACAACUCCAGGACCUCAAGAGCCGCUUCAAAUUCUACCAUAUUGAUUUUGUGGUUCAAAGGACGCAAAACUUCAUGCAGGAGCUUAUGGAAAAUGCAGUGUACACUUUUGAACAACUUCUCAGUCUGAGUAGCCAAGGAGAUACAGCGAAAAUUUCACUUGCCAUUGAAAAAGUCAAACUACGAGUACUAAAGCAAUAUGAUUACGACAGCAGUACUAUACGGAAGAAAAUAUUUCAGGAAGCAUUGGUACAGAUCACAUUGCCCACAAUGCAGAAGACACUUGCUUCAGCUUGCAAACCAGAGUUGCAGAAAUAUGAACAGUACAUCUUUGCUGAUUACACCAAAGUGAUACAAGUAGAGAAUGUCUAUGAAGAGAUUUUAUUUCAGACAUUGCUUGAUGAAACCCUAAAAGUAAUAAAAGAAGCUGCCAUUCUGAAGAAACACAACCUUUUUGAGGACAACGUAAACCUGCCUUAUGAAAGUGUGUCCAGUUUAACUGACUUGAAGACCCCUUCAGGAUCAGCACAAGCCAGUCCUGCUAAGCAACUGUCCACCACUUUAACAGAAACAUCAGAUACUGAAACUCAAAGUAAUGAACUGCUUGUUGUGUCAGAAAAAAUGAUCCAGGAGAAGUCUCAUGAUGCUGCAAAGCCAUCAGACAAUGAAGAAGCAGUUUAUGUCAAUGUGUCUAGCAAUCCUGCAAUUAGUAGAGAAAAGGUGAUCAUUACAGACAUCACUGACAAACCGGCAUCUCAUCCUUUUACUCCUAACGAAGAAAAGGAUGUGGAGGCAGUGAUAACUUCCCAGAAUGAAAAUGCGGUGGAGACAGAGUUUGGAGGAAACACUGAAAAAGAAAAUAAGGUACAAGAAGAGGAGAGAAGUCUUACAGUCCCUGGUACUGUGAAUGAGAUCAGAAGCUUGCUGAUGGUGACAAUUGAAUUACCAGCAGUUGCUCCAUCUGACAACAAAAAGGAAAUGGCAAAUGAAUAUGAAAUUUCGAAGUGGCAGGAACAUGGUGAAGAGAGUGAUGAAAACAGCAAAACUAAUGCAGAAAUUGGUAAAACAGACCAGGUAGUGAAUAAAGAAGUAGAACAUUCUGAGCUCAAGGUGGAGCAGCCACCUCCUUCCAGUUUUGGUACAGGCGAUAUGAAUUUAAUGAUCUUUUCAGAGGCAGGCAACCAUGUGACUCAAGCAGAAUGUUUGGAGGUCUCUGAAAAACUGGAUGUGUCUCAAGAGUCAGAGGCAGAAAUGGAGACUAACCAAAGUGUCUGGUAUACUGGUCUGGAAAGCUGCAAAAGUCUUCAUGACAAAUUGCAACCAGAGGCACACACCGAAAGCAUAGUUGGAGACAGAAGAUCUGAUCUGGAGGAAGCAGGUGAAGAUCACAUUCAUGCUGUCCCACUGGAAACAGAGGCUGAGAGCUUUCCUGGGUAUUCUGCUGAAAGUCCUGAUGCAACACAAGUACCCAUUCUAAGUAUUGAAAACUUAAGAAUAGAAACAACUGAUGAUUUUCAGGUUUCGCUAGUGCUAGAGGAAGAUGAGCUUAGCAUGGCAGAGGUUACAGUGGAUAUUAAAUCUGAAAGCUUUACUGUUACUGCAAGUGAUGAGUGUCAGCCAGCAGGUGCACCUUCUCUAUGUGCUGAAAUCACAAGCUCAGUAGGAAGUGAAACUGUCACACAAGAAAACAGUGAGGAGAGUUGUACAGAGCAGCACUCUGAAGAGUAAAAAGUGUUCUUCAGAAAUAUACAGCUCAAUCCUGCAGCCUUACUCUCUCCACCAGUUCUCUUGAAGUCAGGAAUAUUCACAUGAGUAAAGACUGCAGGAAUGGGCCUAAUUGCAGCGUUGCCAACUCUUGCAGUUUUAGCACAAGUUUUGCAGUACUUGGAGGGUUUUAUUACAGGCCCAGUUGCUGGAAUCAGGUUAUUACCUGCAAAUUUCAGCUUUUAUUUAAAAAAAAAAAAAGUUGAUUUCUAGUCCUUGCGGAGAAAAGCUUGAAAGCGUGACUCCCUAAAUGCUUGAACACCUCAAGGCAAAUAAAAAGAACCAAAAAUUUAUUUUUAAAUCUCACAGAUUUUAAGAUAACUUCAUGUUUUUUGGGGGGCCAACUCAUGUUUUUUGAAUGGUUGGGACUGGCAAUAUUACAACAGCUCUUAGCUGAAAUUAGUCAAUCAAAAUGCUAUUAAAUGAAUUCAUUUAGGAUCUGCAUU